Phycodurus eques (leafy seadragon) is the source of this 2379-nucleotide messenger RNA. RefSeq names its product ATPase H+ transporting V0 subunit b (gene atp6v0b). The coding region runs from base 205 to 840 and encodes 211 amino acids. The record is from RefSeq and is a predicted model, not a curated record. NCBI's taxonomy places the organism in Eukaryota, Metazoa, Chordata, Actinopteri, Syngnathiformes, Syngnathidae. Gene Ontology annotation, cellular component: proton-transporting V-type ATPase, V0 domain. The transcript is spliced from 8 exons. Gene Ontology annotation, molecular function: proton-transporting ATPase activity, rotational mechanism. Gene Ontology annotation, biological process: proton transmembrane transport.
CAAGCUGGAUCAGCUGACUGUGGCGAGCUUCUGCUUUCACGCUAUUCCUCGGCGUUUCUUCCUCCCACGGCAGCCGAUAGCGCUGUCUGAAGCCACAUAUUUUAUAAGCAUAUCUUUGUUUUUUUAAUAUAGUGUCGUAUUGUUUUCUGCUAAGGAGCUUAAGGUUCGUUCGCUUCUUUCCUUUGGCACACCGAAGCCGAAUCGAUGCUGCUCGAGUGGAUGAUGGACGGACACGCCAUUCUUUACACGGGGGUCACUUUGGCCUUCUGGAGCACCAUACUCGUCGUCGGUAUAUGCUACACUAUAUUCGAUUUAGGAUUCCGCUUUGAUGUGGCAUGGUUCCUUACAGAAACGUCGCCUUUCAUGUGGGCUAAUCUGGGCAUCGGCUUGGCCAUCUCGCUGUCUGUAGUGGGAGCAGCUUGGGGAAUCUACAUCACUGGCUCAAGCAUCAUUGGUGGCGGUGUCAAGGCUCCUCGCAUUAAAACCAAAAAUUUAGUCAGCAUCAUUUUCUGCGAAGCUGUUGCGAUCUAUGGCAUCAUCAUGGCUAUUGUCAUCAGUAACAUGGCCGAGAACUUCAGCGGAACAACUCCUGAGACCAUUGGGGCAAAAAACUAUCAAGCUGGCUACUCCAUGUUCGGUGCGGGCCUGACUGUGGGCUUCUCCAACCUCUUCUGCGGCAUCUGCGUGGGAAUCGUGGGCAGCGGGGCGGCGCUGGCCGACGCCCAGAACGCCAGCCUCUUCGUCAAGAUCCUCAUCGUGGAGAUCUUCGGCAGCGCCAUCGGCCUCUUCGGCGUCAUUGUGGCCAUCCUGCAGACGUCGAAAGUAAAGAUGGGCGACUAGAAGAGGACAAGAGGAAGUUGACAACACCGCUGGAAAAACACGAUGUGUAAAUAAUACACCGUAAAUUAUUUAAAUGUUCGGUUUGCCGCGUAUUGUUCGUCAUUUCAAGAACAGCUGUUUCUUCACACUAUGAAUGAUGGUUGAAAAUGACACUAUAAAGUAUUUGAACAUAUUUGUGUUGUGUGUGUGUGUGUGUGUGGCUCUUCACGUGACGCAUGAGGUUGUUUAUUUAGCCUUUGUUCAUUCUGGUUGCCUGGUUUGUCAGACCUGCUUACUCAGUAGCGCCGCCUGGAACGUGAGAGUAUUGCACCCAGUACCAGUUUUACCUAUCGCCGAGUGAUUUGGGGGGGGGGGGGGGGGGGGGGGCAUUUCUGUCAUGCCAUGACACAAUGCAAAGAAAAGUCUUAAGGACCCAUGCCUGAAAUUGAACAGUAAGACAGACAUUUUGGGCAAAUUCCAGGGUGAUCUCCUACGAGGGAAUUCCCCCAAAUGCGCCCCAAUCAGAAACGGGGAUCCUAGACAGAUGGGUGACGCGAAAUACGAAGCCUUUUUGGCUGUAGCUAAUGAAUUGUCAUUUUGGGAGCCGCAACAUGCCCGAAACUUAAGUUUUGCAAGUGCGCGCAUCCUGUUGAGAAUAUUUCAGUGUCACCAAAAGGCAUGAAAUUGGGCAGACAUGUCUAACAUGAACAGGAUGCAUUAACAAGUCUCAAGGACCCAUGCUCAAAAUGGAACCAUUUUGGUUGGAAAUAGCCAUUUUGGCCAAAUAUCAAAGCUUGUACUUUGACAAACGCCUACGAGCGACGUCAAUGGAGGUUUCUUUGACAUUGGGAAAUGCUAAAUUACAAAGCUUUUUUUUGUGCCUAGGCCAUCUAACGUGGGCAGAUCAUGGCGUCAAAGUUUGAUCAUUUCGAGGCUGCGCCACGAACAAGGAUGCGAGGGCUCGCAUUCAUCACCGCUUGCAGCUUUUUAUUGUUGUUUUUGUAACUUGAUUUUCCGACUGAACCUUCUUCGUCUGUCACCUGACACGCAGCCUUUUACUUUAACAGAUUUGUUUUGGAAUCAGCAGGGAAAAAUAAGACCCUCUAGUUGUGAUCCUUUUCAGCAGACAAUAUAUAAUGGAGCGACCGAUAUGAGCUAUAGUACCGAUGAGCUUGUAAAAUAAUAAUGUAAAGUACUUUCAUUUUUUUUCCCCCCUUAUGAAUGUACUUUUUUUUUUGCAGUUAUUGUCUUCAUCUUUUAUAAUUCUAGCAUUCCAUAUCCUCGUCACAGCUUCGAGUAAAAAUGAAGUUAUGUCAGUUUGACAGACCAGGCUAACCUAUGAAUCCCCCUCUUGUAAUUAUUACCCUGAAGUUGUGAAAGACUAUUAACAUGCAUUUAAUUGUGAUAAUUGUUACAAAUGUGAUCGAUGCCAGCCUUCCCACCGACGUAAUCAAUUCUGAAGGAAGGCCUGUACCAAACUCCAAAUUCGUCGGUGUGUGAAAUUAUGUUGACGUGAUGGUGAAAAGAAAGUAAAUGUCCAAUAAAAAAUAAGAAAAACAG